CUAGCUUUAGGUGGCAGCAGUGCGGUUAGCAGUGUUUUUCCCCCAGUCAGGAUGUUAAAGAAGGAGAAGUCUAAGCUGGCGGCGGUGUACAGGAUUUAUUAGAGUGAUAUUUUAUGUUUAUGCGAGUUUUUUGCCGUUUAUUAUCGUUUUUUUUUUCAGUACGGUAGCUGGCGUCCUACUAAUACUGCUUCAAACAUGAGCAACAUAUACAUCCAGGAGCCUCCGACUAGUGGCAAGGUUUUAAUUAAGACCUCUGCAGGUGAUAUUGAUGUGGAGCUGUGGUCAAAAGAAGCUCCCAAAGCCUGCAGAAACUUCACUCAGCUGUGCAUGGAAGGUUACUACAAUGGGACCAUAUUCCAUCGUGUUGUGCCAGAAUUUAUUAUCCAGGGGGGUGAUCCCACCGGCACUGGAACUGGAGGGGAGUCUAUCUAUGGCCGUCCUUUCAAGGACGAGUUUCACUCCAGAUUACGGUUCAACAGGAGAGGUUUGGUGGCCAUGGCAAAUGCAGGACCACACGAUAAUGGAAGCCAGUUCUUCUUCACACUGGGACGGGCUGAUGAGCUCAAUAACAAGCACACCAUUUUUGGAAAGGUCACAGGAGACACAGUGUAUAACAUGUUACGGCUGGCAGAGGUGGAGUGUGACAGUAACGAGCGGCCGCUAAAUCCCCACAAAAUCCGAUCUACAGAGGUUUUACAUUCUCCGUUUGAUGACAUUGAGCCUCGUGAAAUAAAAGGCAAGAAAGAGAAAUCCAAAGAGGAGACAAAGAAAUCUCAGUCUAAGGCAACAAAAAAUUUCAGCUUGCUCUCGUUUGGUGAGGAGGCAGAAGAGGAAGAGGAAAUGGUCACUCAAGUCAGCCAGACAAUGAAGGGGAAAAGCAAAAGCAGUCACGACCUUCUAAAGGACGAUCCGAAGUUGAGCUCAGUACCGGUUGUUGACAGAAAAACAGGUCCUGAAGGAAGAGGGGAAAAUUCAGAGGAAGAUGAUGAAAUGAAAGAUAGAGACGAUGAUGACGAAGACGAUGAGGAUGCAGCUCUGAGGAGAAAGGAAAUGAGAGACCGCAUCUCAAACAAACUGAAGAAAGGAAAAGUGGGAGAAGAGAAAGCUGAGGUCGGCGAGGAGAGAGAAAAGAAGAGCAGUCGCAGUGAUGAACUACGAAAAGAGGCACGCCAGUUGAAGAAAGAGUUGCUUGCAAUCAAGCAACGGAAAGAGGAGAGCGUGAAACCGGAGGAGGUCGAAAGUGCUGGUGAAAAGAAGCCAGCUAAUGAAGCCUUGGCCGAGUACAUGGAAAGCAAGAAGAAAUACGAGGAAAUGAGGAAGCAGAAGCUGAAGAAAGGCUCAAGUCGCGAGGCACAGACUCUCGCUCUUCUGGACCGCUUUAAAUCCAAGCUGUCGAGUGCCAUUUCUGAGGCCCCAGAGACCUCUGAAGAUGUGGAGGAACUGGGAGAGGAUGAUGAUAAAGGAUGGAUGGCCCAUGUACUGCAGUUUGAUGAGCAAACCAGAAAGGUGAAGGAUGCCAACAUGCAGGACGAAGACACAUUCGAGAUCUAUGACCCGCGCAACCCCGUCAACAAGCGCAGACGAGAGGAGAGCAAGAAGCUUCUGAGGGAGAAGAAGGCCAAGAGGUGAGGAGGGAGUCAGUGCUUUGUUCCUGUGUCUCAGUGACCUUCUCUCAUCUGCUGGAUCUUCUCCUGCUGCCUGCUCACUUUGGUAUGAACUGCAACCCUGGAUCCUGUUGAACAAGGAAACAAGAAGGGACUAAUGAAUGUGACCUGCUUGAAACAAGAAGGCUGGUGUACAGACUUUCCCUAAGACAUGGUGUACAGUAUAAUCUCUCAAACAGAGAAUCUCAGUCAUUCACACCAAUUAAGGUUAAUAAAUGAUUUUUUAUUACUGCAAAUAUUCUGAGUUUGUUUAAUUUUGUCAAGUUUGUAUCAUGUUUGUACAUGUUGUCUCUGCUAAUAAAACUGGAAACAAGACCCCCUGCUGAAUUGGGAUCAACUGGGAAAUAAUAAUAAUAAAAAAAUUCAUUAAAAAAAUAACUAUAUGUA
Molecule: messenger RNA, 2051 nt
Organism: Astyanax mexicanus (Mexican tetra)
Lineage: Eukaryota; Metazoa; Chordata; Actinopteri; Characiformes; Acestrorhamphidae
Gene: cwc27
Product: CWC27 spliceosome associated cyclophilin
Exons: 14
Coding region: 196-1629 (477 amino acids)
Biological process (GO): protein folding; protein peptidyl-prolyl isomerization
Cellular component (GO): catalytic step 2 spliceosome
Molecular function (GO): peptidyl-prolyl cis-trans isomerase activity
Source: RefSeq, a predicted model, not a curated record